AUGGCUGUGCUCUUGUUGAGACAUAUUGGCUGUCAUUGCCUCUGUGCCCACCUUGGUCCUCAGCUCUGUAUCAGAAACUGGUCUCUUCCCAUGGUGAUGUCCAUUUGCCACCAUGACACUGGUAUUGCCUUGAGUGCAGGGGUUGGGAUCAGGAAAGGGCCUGACAGUUCCCCAGCUAUACCAGUCAGGAGUGCUUGUCUUGGUUCUUACUGUGUUGUCCUCUGUAGGGCUGGCAGCCCUGUGAAGAGCCGAAGUUCCCAGCAUCAUCUUCCUACAAAUUAUUACACUGACCUGUCUUCCUGCUUGUCACUCCUGUCUUCAGCCAGGGCAAAGUUCUCCUGAUUUGUUUAGACCCUUUUGUGCUUGCAGAUCCCCUUGGA
Molecule: messenger RNA, 380 nt
Organism: Lagenorhynchus albirostris (white-beaked dolphin)
Lineage: Eukaryota; Metazoa; Chordata; Mammalia; Artiodactyla; Delphinidae
Product: succinate dehydrogenase cytochrome b560 subunit, mitochondrial-like
Exons: 3
Coding region: 1-342 (113 amino acids)
Source: RefSeq, a predicted model, not a curated record